AUGGGCUGGGUGUGUGCGUGUGUGUCGCGAUCUCGUCGAGGUGUCCUCGACUAUUCGACGUCAUCUCGCGCCGUCUGCGGCCCGGCGACUGCGUCUUGGCGACUGGGAAGACGCAGCCUGAUUGGCCGGCCUGACGGAGCUGGCGAGCUCGAGGCCGGCACGACGCAGCGCUGGCUCGAGGCCGGUUGCACGUCCAUUGGGCCGAUUGAGCCGUCGGCCCGGCCCGUUCCGGUCCGGUCCGGUCCGGUCCGGUCCGGUCCGGUAUGGUCCGGCCGUCUGGUCGAAGCACGAGUCCCAGAGCAGGCGCAGCAAAGGGGUCAAAUGAAGGGCAAGCGGCCGGAGGAAACAGAGUCAAGCCAUCCCCGUUGA
Protopolystoma xenopodis is the source of this 369-nucleotide messenger RNA. Lineage: Eukaryota; Metazoa; Platyhelminthes; Monogenea; Polystomatidea; Polystomatidae. The record is from the annotation of a GenBank genome assembly.